Molecule: messenger RNA, 1470 nt
Organism: Chrysochloris asiatica (Cape golden mole)
Lineage: Eukaryota; Metazoa; Chordata; Mammalia; Afrosoricida; Chrysochloridae
Product: B(0,+)-type amino acid transporter 1-like
Exons: 6
Coding region: 1-1470 (489 amino acids)
Biological process (GO): amino acid transmembrane transport
Cellular component (GO): membrane
Molecular function (GO): L-amino acid transmembrane transporter activity
Source: RefSeq, a predicted model, not a curated record
AUGGAGAGAAGGAAGGGAAGAGAUGGUGGUGAGGAGGUGAUAGAACAAGAGCCAGGCAGUGGGGCAUGGAAGCUAAAGCUAAGGAGGGAGAUUGGGCUGUGGAGUGCUGUGUCCCUGAUGGCUGGCUCUAUGAUCGGUUCUGGCAUCUUCAUGUCACCACAGGGGGUGUUGGUCAACAUGGGCAGCCCUGGGGCCAGUCUUAUAGUCUGGGCAGUCUGUGGUCUCCUGGCCAUGCUGGGCGCCCUAUGCUAUGCUGAACUGGGUUCCCUGGUUCCUGAAUCUGGGGGAGAUUAUGCCUAUAUCCUGCACACCUUUGGCUCCUUGCCAGCCUUCCUGGUCAUCUACAUGUUUGUACUGGUUGGCAGACCAGCUUCUAUUGCUGCUGUCUCUCUGAGCUUUGCUAAGUAUGCAGUGGCCCCCUUUUACCUGGGAUGUUCCUCACAGCCCCAAGUGGUGGUUAAGGGAGUCGCUGCCAUGGGUAUCUUGCUACUGAUGCUGGUCAACUGUUGGAGCUCGAGACUGUCCAUCAUACUGAUGAACGUGUGCACAGUGGCCAAAGUACUCUCAUUGCUGGUCAUCAUUGGAGGUGGGGCUGUGGUGCUGGGUGAGGGCCGUGGCCACACAGAAGUCUUUCUUCAUGCCUUCGACAACACAACGCAGCAGGCGGGGCACAUUGGCAUAGCCUUCUACCAGGGCCUGUGGUCCUUUGAUGGCUGGAAUAGCCUCAACUAUGUGAUGGAAGAGCUCAGGAAUCCACACCAGAAUUUGAUGUGGGCACUGAUGAUUGCUAUUCCCCUGGUCACUGUCCUAUACAUUCUAGUCAACAUCAGUUACUUGCUAGUGUUGUCGCCCAAUGAGAUCCUCUUCUCUGAUGCGACGGCUGUCAGCUGGGGGAACCAAGUUCUGGGAGCCUGGGCCUGGUUGGUGCCUGUGGCUGUUGUACUCUCGACAUUCGGUUCUGCAAAUGCAGCAUUCUUCAGUGGAAGCCGUUUGUGCUAUGUGGCUGGAAGAGAGGGCCACAUGCCCCAACUUCUGUCUAUGGUUCAUGUGCAUCACUUCACGCCAGCCCCAGCACUGAUGUUCACUGCUGCAGUGGCUUUGAUCCUGAUCAUCCCAGGAAACUUCAGCACCAUUGUGAACUUCUUAAGCCUCAUAGCCUGGCUCACCUAUGGAACCACCAUUAGCUGCCUCCUGUACUUGCGAAUGAAGGAUAAGAAUCUUCCCAGACCUUAUAAGGUUCCCACCUUCAUCCCUGUUAUCAUGUUCCUGGCUUGUGUCUACCUGGUGUUGGCACCUCUCAUUGAUCAUCCCCAGAUGGAGUUCUUUUAUAUCUUCCUGUUCAUGCUCAGUGGUUUCUUGGUGUACUUCCUAUUUAUCUAUUUCCAGAGGUACCCCAAGUGUUUGCAGACAGCUACUCUGCAUCUCCAGCUGCUCCUGGAAGUUGCUCCAACCACUAAAAAUGUUGGUUGA